AUGCAAUAUUUAUCUGCCCAAUUAUUGCUUCCUCCAUUGAGACCGAUUGAUAUUGAGGAGAUUAUGACCGAUGUUGGUUUAUUGGAACUGUAUAAGGGAAAGUACAGGGAGUUUUGGAAUGCCAUUGGAAUGAUACCGAGACAUUUAGAAUGGGCUUUGGGAAAUGCUGCCCAAGAAUUGAAAUCAAUGACAGUGAAUGAUGAAACCGUACAAACGACUAUAUAUGCUAAUGUUGUCAAGACAAUCAAAUCCCAAUAUUUCAAGAAUUUUGAUGAUCAAUACUUUGGAGAAUUGGCUUUAAGAACAAUUUCACGGUUGAAAAUUGAAAAGGAUGAAAAACCUAAUGUAUAUGUGAGAGAGGGCAAGGUUUAUUAUACCGAUGGACUUGCACAUUGCUUUUGCUUAAUUGGCGUUCCUCUUGUUGUGAUUGAUGUAUUAGCAACGAGAAUGAAUUUCAUUCCGAAACUUGUUGUUAGUGAUUUUAUAACUGAAUCCAAUAAGCCAUUAGGGGAAAGAUUUGAGGAGUUAUGUCUCAAAACCAUGACUGCAAGAUUUAACGUUCUUUUUACUCUCAACCAUUCUCAGGAAGUGCGAUUUAUAGAGUUAUUUAAAUGGGCACAUUGCAGGUGUGACUUGGGAUUUAUUCCAUUAAGAACAUCCAAUUCUUCAUGGUUUAAAUACGAUUGCCUAAAUGAUCAUCUAUCAAAUGACGAAGAAAAAACGAAAAAAUUAUUCAUUCCACUUGCUUGCAAAAGUUAA
Molecule: messenger RNA, 759 nt
Organism: Naegleria fowleri
Lineage: Eukaryota; Heterolobosea; Eutetramitea; Acrasida; Naegleriidae
Exons: 1
Coding region: 1-759 (252 amino acids)
Source: RefSeq, a predicted model, not a curated record